Closterium sp. Yama58-4 is the source of this 1575-nucleotide messenger RNA. The record is from the annotation of a GenBank genome assembly. Lineage: Eukaryota; Viridiplantae; Streptophyta; Zygnematophyceae; Desmidiales; Closteriaceae.
AUGGCCUCGGCACGCGUCUCGCUCCACGCGCGCCGAUCCUGCUCUCUCACGCGCGCGCUUAUAGCGAGACGCGGUGGAUGGGCUCCCCACGCGCCCUUCGCUCUAGGCACAUCCGCGUUAAGCACUCCCGUUGUAAGCACACCAAUAGCCGGAAAUCCUUCACGUAGCUUUUCCUCUGGCGAGGCAGGCAAACCAGCUGACGUGGCGGAGGCUGACGUGUCACCAGGGGAACUGGCGGGGCAGAAGGCAGCGGCAGAGCUGCAGGUGCUGGGGGUGGUGGGCGCAGGGCAGAUGGGGAGCGGAAUUGCGCAGCUGGGAGGUGAGUGGGUGUCGCACUACCCUCUACAGCAGGUGCCAGGUAGUGAUGACCCUGUGCGGAAUCGCUCAGCUGCUAGCAUGGCCUUUGUCGUUGCCCCCCCUCAAUCCCUCCCUUUCCCCCCUCCACUCCUCUUCCCCUCCUCCCCCUCCCCGUUUCGCCCCUCCAGUCCUCUUCCCCCCCUCCCCCUCCCCCUCCCCCAUUCCCCCCAAUGGCAGCCAUGGCGGGCAUGCGCGUGGUGGUGGCAGACACGAGUCUGGCAGCGCUGGAUCGAUGCAUGGCCGGCAUCAAGCACUCCCUUCCCCACUUCCCUUCCGCCUCCCCCUCUCUCUCCCUUUCCGCCUCCCCUCCCGUUCCGCCUCCCCGUCCCCCUUCAUGCUGCAGCCAUGGCGGGCAUGCGGGUGGUGGUGGCGGACACGAGUCUGGCAGCGCUGGAUCGCUGCAUGGCCGGCAUCACGCACUCGCUGGGCCGGCUUGUCAGCAAGGGACGGCUGGAUGAGGCAGCAGCAGCGGCAACACUAUCCCGCAUCCGCACCACCCCUGAACUAACUCCCCUGGAGAAUGCAGAUUUCGUUGUUGAGGCGGUGGCAGAGAGUGAAGCGGUGAAACGCAAUGUGAUUGGCCGGCUGGACGGCAUCGCACCGCACCACGCGGUGCUGGCGAGUAACACCUCCUCCAUCUCCAUCACCCGCCUUGCCGCUGCCACCAGCCGACCCGAUCAGGUGAUCGGCAUGCACUUUAUGAACCCGCCUGUCAUCAUGUCAUUGGUGGAGGUGGUGCCAGGGCUUGCCACGUCAGACCAUACCUUGCACCUCACGAAGGGCCUCGCGCACAGGUUCGGGAAGGCGGUGUGUGAGGCGCGGGACUAUCCGGGGUUUAUAGUGAACCGCCUGCUCAUGCCCAUGAUUAACGAGGCAUUCUAUGCUCUGCUGGAGGGGGUGGGCACGGCACAGGACAUCGACAAAGGGAUGAAGCUGGGCACUAACCAGCCCAUGGGACCUUUGCACCUGGCGGACCUGAUAGGGCUGGACACAUGCGUGGCCAUCAUGCGAGUGCUGCACGCGGGCCUGGGAGACGCCAAGUACCGCCCCUGCCCGCUGCUCGUGCAGUACGUGGAUGCCGGGUGGCUGGGUCGCAAGAGCGGGCGCGGCGUGUACGAGUAUCCGACACAGGGAGAGGACGGCGGGCAGGGAGGGGUGGAGGGUGGCGAGAAGGCGGUGAGGGGGAGGCAGCUGGUGGGUAGACGGGGUGGGCACUAG